Messenger RNA from Limanda limanda (common dab), 8103 nucleotides. RefSeq names its product plexin A2 (gene plxna2). Gene Ontology annotation, molecular function: protein binding; semaphorin receptor activity. The record is from RefSeq and is a predicted model, not a curated record. Gene Ontology annotation, biological process: regulation of cell migration; negative regulation of cell adhesion; positive regulation of axonogenesis. The transcript is spliced from 32 exons. NCBI's taxonomy places the organism in Eukaryota, Metazoa, Chordata, Actinopteri, Pleuronectiformes, Pleuronectidae. Gene Ontology annotation, cellular component: semaphorin receptor complex. Bases 231 to 5924 code for a protein of 1897 amino acids.
CGCAGCGCAUCAGUGAGAAAACCCACCAGAAGACCCCAGCCUCGCAUCGGGAAGGAAGGAAGACAGGAUCACAGGGACAGAUCCACUUGGAAUCAGGAGAAACAUGUGAAGACCUUUGCGAAGUUUGGAAAGAAUUCGCCUCUGACAACAAGAAGGCGAAGGUCUCCUCCCUUCUGCCGCUCGCCCUUUCUCUCUGCUUCCUCUGCACCUCCCUGGCAGGCCCGUUCGACAUGGAGGGCCGGCGGGCUACACGCAGGACUUUCUCACCUCAGGGUGUAGCUCCUCUGCUCGUCCUCUGGCUCUUGGCAUCCCCCGUCUGGUGCAGUGGGCCGACGUUCACCAACUUCCACCCUGAGCGCCGGGAGUGGAUCUUCAACCACUUGACGGUCCACCAAACCACAGGGGCCUUGUAUAUUGGAGCGGUCAACCGUGUGUACAAGCUCUCAGGCAACCUGACCCUCCUGGUGUCCCACGAUACCGGCCCGGAGGACGACAACAAGGCCUGCUACCCCCCGCUGAUCGUCCAGCCGUGUUCUGAGCCCCUCGUCUCCACCAACAACGUCAACAAGCUCCUCCUCAUCGAUUAUUCUCAGAAUCGGCUGCUGGCCUGCGGCAGCCUCUACCAGGGCGUCUGUAAACUCCUCCGACUGGACGACCUCUUCAUCCUAGUGGAGCCGUCUCAUAAGAAAGAGCACUACCUCUCCAGCGUCAACCAGACUGGGACCAUGUAUGGGGUCAUCGUGCCUUCACAGGGGCAGGACGGGACCCUGUUCAUCGGCACAGCUGUAGAUGGGAAACAGGACUACUUCCCCACCAUCUCCAGUCGGAAGCUGCCCCGGGACCCAGAAUCCUCGGCUAUGCUCGACUAUGAAUUGCACACGGACUUUGUGUCGUCCCUCAUCAAGAUACCGUCGGACACACUGGCCCUGGUCGCCCACUUUGAUAUCUACUAUGUUUACGGCUUUGCCAGUGGCAGCUUUGUUUACUUCCUGACUGUCCAGCCCGAGACCCCAGAGAACAGCAUGUCCUCGAGCGGCUCCACCAACGACCUCUUCUACACCUCUCGCAUCGUCCGCCUCUGCAAGGACGACCGCAAGUUCCACUCCUACGUCUCCCUCCCCAUCGGCUGCGUGAAGAACGGCAUCGAGUACCGGCUCCUGCAGGCGGCCUACCUCGGCAAGCCGGGGCGCGUCCUGGCCGCCUCGCUGGGCAUCGGUGCCCAGGAUGACGUGCUCUUCACCAUCUUCUCCAAGGGCCAGAAGCAGUUCCAUCAGCCGCCAGAUGACUCAGCACUCUGCGUCUUCACCAUCCGGGACAUAAACGCACGGAUCAAGGAGCGCCUGCAGUCCUGCUACCAGGGAGAAGGAAACCUGGAGCUCAACUGGCUGCUCGGGAAGGAUGUGCAGUGCACCAAAGCGCCGGUUCCCAUCGACGACUCUUUCUGCGGCCUGGACAUCAACCAGCCACUGGGCGGCUCCCAGCUGGUCACCGGUCACACGCUCUACACCGAGACCCGCGACCGCAUGACUUCUGUCACCUCCUACGUCUACAACGGCUUCUGCGUGGCCUUCGUGGGCACCAAGAGCGGACGGCUAAAGAAGAUUCGUGUGGACGGGCCUCCUCACGGCGGCGUCCAGUACGAGACGAUAUCGGUCAUCAAGGACGGCGGCCCGAUCCUGCGGGACAUGGCGUUCUCCCUGGACCGCAACUACCUCUACGUCAUGUCCGAGAGACAGGUGACCCAAGUUCCCAUCGAGUCGUGUGAGCAGUACGGGACCUGUGGAGAGUGUCUGAGCUCCGGGGACCCACACUGCGGCUGGUGUGUCCUGCACAACAUCUGCUCUCAGAGGAGCCGGUGCGAGCGUGCAGAUGAGCCGUAUCGCUUCGCCGCCGCGCUCAACCAGUGUGUGAAGGCCACGGUGUUCCCGGACAGCAUCGCCGUGUCGGAACCCAGCGUACAUCUGCUGGUGAAGGUGAGCGAUGUUCCCGACCUCUCCGCGGGAAUCACCUGCUCCUUCGGGAACCUGACGGAGGUGGAGGGCCAGGUCAACGGCAACCAGAUCCUCUGCGUGUCUCCUGCUGCCAAGGACGUGCCCGUCAUCCCCCCCGACCAAGAUUGGUCGGGCGUUGAGCUGAGGCUGAAUUCUAAAGAGACGGGUCAGAUGCUGAUCAGCACCGAGGUCAAGUUCUACAACUGCAGCGUCCACCAGCUGUGCCUGUCAUGUGUGAACAGCGCCUUCCGCUGCCACUGGUGCAAGUACCGCAACUUGUGCACCCACGACCCCUCCAGCUGUUCCUUCCAGGAGGGCCGGGUCAACGCCUCAGAGGACUGUCCCCAGCUGGUGCGCUCGGAGGAGAUUCUGAUCCCGGUGGGCGAGGUGAAGCCCAUCACCCUGAAGGCCAGGAACCUGCCCCAGCCGCAGUCCGGCCAGCGCGGCUACGAGUGCGUCCUCCACAUCCAGGGGGUCAGCCACCGGGUCACCGCCCUCCGCUUCAACAGCUCCAGCGUGCAGUGCCAGAACAGCUCGUAUCUGUACGAGGGAAUGAAAAUCAGUGAGCUGCCUGUGGAUUUCUCAGUGGUGUGGAACGGCAACUUCAUUAUUGAUAACCCGGAGAAUAUCCAAGUGCACCUCUACAAGUGCGCGGCCCAGCGGGACAGCUGCGGCGUGUGUCUGAAGGCGCAGAGGAAGUUCCAGUGCGGCUGGUGCAGCGGGGAGGGGAAGUGCACCCUGCGGCACCACUGCCCCCCCAUCAACCCCUACACCACCCGCUGGCUCAACCUGUCCACCAAGAACGUCAAGUGCACCAACCCACGCAUCACCGAGGUGACCCCAGUGGCCGGCCCCCCCGAGGGAGGCACGCGGGUGACCAUCCACGGCACCAACCUGGGUCUGGCCUUCUCGGACAUGGUGGGCAACGUGGAGGUGGCAGGGGUGAGGUGCACCCCCGUGGAGGAGGGCUACAUCAUCGCCGAGCAGAUUGUGUGUGAGAUGGACGUUGCCCCCCCCGACAGCCGCCCUGGUCCGGUGCAGUUGUGCGUUGGAGAGUGUCGACCCGAGCUCCGGGCUCGCUCCUCACAGCUCUUCUCCUUCGUGACUCCCACCGUCACAGGUCUGUCCCCCAGCCGGGGUCCAGAGUCUGGAGGCACCAAAGUCACCGUGAUCGGAGAGAACCUGGGCGCCGGCAGCAGCGUCAACGUGCAGUUUGGAAACCAAACCUGCGAGUUCUUCGGACGGACCAUGUCGGAGAUAGUUUGCUACUCGGCCCCUUCGCUGUCCGGCCUGGGCCCGGUGCAGAUCAGCGUGGGCGUGGACCAUGCUCAGAUCAGAGAGAGCCUCACCUUCGAGUACAUCGAAGACCCCACGGUGCAGCGCAUGGAACCAGACUGGAGCAUCAUGAGCGGCAACACCCCUCUCAUGGUCACAGGAACCAAUCUGGACGUGGUCCAGGAGCCCAGGAUCCGAGUCAAAUACUCCGGCCGGGAGUCUGUGAACGUGUGUAAGGUAUUGAACACCACGAGCAUGAGCUGCCUGGCUCCAUCCCUGACGACAGAAUACCUCCCGGGUUUGGAGACGGUGAAGCACGCCGACGAGUUCGGCUUCAUCUUCAACAACGUCCAGGCGCUGCUGGUGUACAACAACACCAACCUCCUCUACUUCCCCAACCCGUACUUCGAGCCGCUCAGCUCCUCUGGAGUCCUGGAUCAGAAACCUGGCUCCCCUAUCAUUCUCAAGGGAAGAAACCUGGUUCCCCAAGCACCGGGAGGGGUGAAGCUUAACUACACGGUGCUGAUUGGAGAGACUCCCUGCUCGGUCACCGUGUCGGAGAGCCAGCUGCUGUGUGAGCCGCCCAACCUCACCGGGCAAUACAAAGUCAUGGUUCAAGUAGGUGGUCUCCACGUUUCCCCCGGCGCCGUCAACAUCAUGUCCGACAGCCUGCUCACCCUGCCCGCCAUCGUCAGCAUCGCCGCCGGCGGAGGCCUGCUCCUCAUCAUCGUCAUCCUCGUCCUCAUCGCCUACAAGAGGAAGUCGCGUGAAAACGACCUCACCCUGAAGCGCCUGCAGAUGCAAAUGGACAACCUGGAGUCCCGGGUCGCCCUGGAGUGCAAAGAAGCUUUUGCCGAGCUACAGACGGACAUCAACGAGCUGACCAGCGACCUGGACCGAGCUGGAAUCCCUCAUCUGGACUACAGGACGUACGCCAUGAGGGUUCUCUUCCCCGGUAUCGAGGAUCAUCCCGUCCUCAGAGAGCUGGAGGUGUCAGGUAACGGCCAGCAGAAUGUGGAGAAGGCCUUGAAGCUGUUCGGCCAGCUCAUCAACAACAAGCUCUUCCUGCUCACCUUCAUCCGCACGCUGGAAAUGCAGCGUUCCUUUUCCAUGAGGGACCGCGGCAACGUGGCCUCCCUGAUCAUGACGGCCCUGCAGGGGCGACUGGAGUACGCCACCGACGUCCUGAAGCACCUGCUGUCGGACCUCAUCGACCGCAACCUGGAGAGCAAGAACCAUCCCAAGCUGCUGCUGCGGAGAACGGAGUCGGUCGCAGAGAAGAUGCUCACGAACUGGUUCGCCUUCCUUCUCCACAAAUUCCUCAAGGAGUGUGCUGGGGAGCCACUGUUCAUGCUGUACUGCGCCAUCAAACAGCAGAUGGAGAAAGGUCCCAUUGAUGCCAUCACCGGAGAGGCCCGCUACUCGCUGAGUGAAGACAAACUCAUCCGCCAGCAGAUCGAGUACAAAACACUGAUCCUGAACUGUGUGAACCCGGACAACGAGAACAGUCCGGAGAUUCCCGUGAAGGUGCUGAACUGUGACACCAUCACCCAAGUGAAGGAGAAGAUACUGGACGCCGUUUACAAGAAUAUGCCGUAUUCUCAGCGGCCGCGUGCUGUGGACAUGGACCUCGAGUGGCGCCAGGGGCGAAUGGCUCGCGUGGUGCUGCAGGACGAAGACAUCACCACCAAGAUCGAAAACGACUGGAAGAGACUCAACACUCUCAUGCACUACCAGGUGUCGGACCGCUGCGUUGUGGCUCUGGUGCCGAAACAGACCUCGUCGUACAACAUCCCGACCUCGGCCAGCAUAUCACGCUCCUCCAUCAGCAGAUACGACUCGUCGUUCCGCUACACAGGAAGUCCCGACAGCCUGCGGUCGCGUGCGCCCAUGAUCACCCCCGAUCUGGAGAGCGGUGUGAAGGUGUGGCAUCUGGUGAAGAACCACGAGCACGGGGACCAGAAGGAAGGAGACCGCGGCAGCAAGAUGGUCUCUGAGAUUUAUCUGACCCGGCUGCUAGCGACCAAGGGUACACUACAAAAGUUUGUCGACGACCUGUUUGAGACGUUGUUCAGCACCGUCCACCGGGGGAGCUCUCUUCCCUUGGCCAUCAAAUACAUGUUUGACUUCCUGGACGAGCAGGCGGACAAACAUGCCAUUCACGACCAAGACGUUCGUCACACAUGGAAAAGCAACUGCCUCCCCUUGCGUUUCUGGGUGAACGUGAUCAAGAACCCGCAGUUUGUGUUUGACAUCCACAAGAGCAGCAUCACGGACGCCUGUCUGUCCGUCGUGGCUCAAACCUUCAUGGACUCCUGCUCCACGUCCGAGCACCGCCUCGGCAAAGACUCUCCGUCCAAUAAGCUGCUCUACGCUAAAGACAUCCCCAAUUACAAGAGCUGGGUAGAGAGGUACUACGCCGACAUCAACCGGCUGCCGUCCAUCAGCGACCAGGACAUGAAUGCGUAUUUGGCAGAGCAGGCCAGACUCCACUCAACAGAGUUCAACAUGAUCAGUGCGCUCAACGAGAUCUACUCCUACAUCAGCAAGUACAGCGAGGAGAUCAUGGCGGCUCUGGAGCAGGACGAGCAGGCGAGGAAACAGCGGCUCGGCUACAAGGUGGAGCAGCUCAUCUCUGCAAUGUCCCUCGAGAGCUGAGAGUGACCCCUGCUGGUGAACAGAGGGAACGAGGAAGCGCGGACCACAGCCUCUACUGGACCUUCCAAAAUGGUCCCACAUGACUUACCUCUCGUCGUGGCCUCAACCACGAGCCGGACCUGGGACCUCUUGUAUUCACGGCCCGACAGACACACAACUGCAUUCAUUUGUUACACUCCCUCUUUGGCUUUCACGAGCUAGGGGUCCACAGACUGAGACAGAGGCCCCUGCAGCUGGGGCCCAAAGUGGCACAAGGAAGGAACAUCUGCAGAGAAGACAACAACAUGGCUUGUAUUUAUUUAGUUUUGUUUGCUUUUAGUUUUCUCAAAGAAAAUAUUCUCUCAGUUUAACAGGAAAGUGGGUGCAUGCAUGUGUGUGUGUGUGUGUGUGUGUGUGUGUGUGUGUGUGUGUGUGUGUGUGUGUGUGUGCACUGAGGAAGACUCCUGCAAAGACUGUGAGAGCAAACGGAGAAACAGAUUUAUUCUCUACUCAGACAGAAACUCUCAUCCGAGUGUGAGACAAAAAAAAAGAAGAAGCGUGAAGCACAGGAGCAAACCUCACGUUGGACAGCGACGCUCAGAUUUCUCAGAUUUUAUUUUUGUACUUGUACAUGUGAAUAUUAUCAGUUGCAGUUGAAAUCCCCCCCGCAGGAUGCUGUUGUACAGAGACAUGGACAUAGGGACGCUGCAUCGGGGGGGCGUGGUCGUUACACAGGCCAUGAUCCAUGUCUUCUCUCCUUCCCUGCCUCCUCGGACUUGAUGCUUCAACGUGACUCGGACACAAAACGUCUCUCUGCUCUUUAUCCAAUCAGAAGUGUACAGGAAUCUCUGUGCACGCGUGUCAUCGAACAGUCAAAUGAACUCUGCUGCUGGUGGUGGACACGGCUCAGCCAGCAUGCUGAGACUGAGGACGAUGACGAGGUCCACAGUGUAUUUAGGAGAUGACCUUGACUCAGCAUCACACCGGGCGUCCAAGGCUUUCUCCAGCAGUGAGGUCAUCUGUGUGUGUACCGGUCGAUAACUUGCCAAUCAGUGUCUGUGAAUGUACAAAAAUGUUUUUAUUUGUUUUGUUUGAGUGUACGUCUAUUUGAGUUUUAUCAAAACACGAAGGGACUCAGUUGAACUGAGCUCCGUAGAUAUUUACAGCAUCAAGUGUCAACCGUCCUGACCCCAAACCGUCCGGCUCGGUUCUCAACCACGUUCCUGCGAGAGGAGCAGUUACUACAAACCAGUGACUGUGAGUGAAGAUGGACGACAGGUCUUCACCUUCUGGAUAAAACACUGGAUGAACAUCCCAACUUGAAAGAAACAUGUAUCUAAUGUCUUCUUUGACUUUUAAGUUUGGUCCGUGUCCCAUCUGCUAACAUGGAGGAGGUGGGAUCUAAGACCUAUACUUCAGUCAGCCACCAGGGGGUGAUCCUGUUAUUUUCACUUCUCUUUUGAGGAUCUGUCGUGUCGUCCAUCUUCACAGCAUUUAGAGCCUAUUAGAUACCAGACCAGACCCUUUGGUAAAACUCUGUUUGUAUCUGUGGGAACUUUCUGUUUCCUCUGCAUGCGAUCGCACAUCACGAUGUUUUUAAGGGUCCAUCUUUUGAUUUUAUCAAGUGCUAACGAGUCCGGCCAGUUCUUGUUGGCCAGUCGAGACGGCAGCUGAUGGGAGAUCUUACCCGACCACCGUCCACGUCUUCGCACGGACAAUAAAAAGCCUAACGCCGCGUGGGUCGACUUUGACCAAGUGCCAAAAAGAUCCUGUCGUUUCCGAUUCUUCGCUAAUGUGUCAAAAAUCGGUUUAUGCUUUACAGAGGGAGCCAAGCUCUCGUAUUUCUGAGUGUGGAGCCGGUUGAGGUUGAAGCGCGUGUGACUGGAGUUUAAAAAGUCAAGAAAGGUACGAAACCUAGGCAGGAGAAAAAGAGGAGGAGCAUAAGACAGGGUGUGUGUCAUGUUUUGUGGAUGCGUCUUCAGACUUAAAACCAAACAGUCACCAGCUAAAAGGCCGAUGUAACCUUCCAACCUUCUAGCUGGACGACGACAAACUGUAGAUUCCGUCCUCUGGAUUUAAUUUUCCUCUCAGAUAUAUAUUUGCUUGUUGUUUACAUCAAGUACUUGAACAUUGGUAGUACUAACGGUUUGUACAGUGCAGUACUGCAACUGUGUGUGUGUGUGUGUGUGUGAGUGUGUGC